This is a messenger RNA of Erigeron canadensis, 1455 nucleotides long. Its product is annotated as chromosome transmission fidelity protein 18 homolog. Gene Ontology annotation, molecular function: ATP binding; ATP hydrolysis activity. Lineage: Eukaryota; Viridiplantae; Streptophyta; Magnoliopsida; Asterales; Asteraceae. The transcript is spliced from 9 exons. The coding region runs from base 1 to 1455 and encodes 484 amino acids. The record is from RefSeq and is a predicted model, not a curated record.
AUGGAUGAACUAGAUUGGCUCGAAGCCGAUUUACAUCUUCACGACGACUAUAUCGACGAACUCGAUCUCGAUAUCGAUAUCGAACCACCACCGAUUGAAGAAAUACCAACAGAAGAACCAAUUCCAUUGAUCAAACCAACUUUACAAAUCCCAAACAAUCAAAACAUCGUUUCCGAACCCGAAAAACCGCAGUCUAAGAAGCGGUUAAACCCUAACCCUAGCACAAGUGUAGUUGAAGAUAAGCGGUGUAAAAUCGUUGAUGUAAUUGAUGACGAUCAUGAUGAGGAUGAUUGGAUGCGGUUUGAUCCGCCGAAACGAGACGAGGCGGUUAACGAUGUGGAGGUUGUUGAGGAAGAGGAGAAGGAGAGGUUUAUAUCGAGAUAUGUGAAGGAUAUCGAUGGCGAUUUUAUGCCGGUGACUGGUACGGAUGGGGAUCGGGUUUAUGCUAAGUUGGUUAAGGUUGAUAAUGAUGAUAAUUUGAAGAAAUUGGAUUUGAAAUCGUAUUCGAAAGGUCUUAUGAUGGAAGAUAUAAAUGUAUUAAUGGAAAAGGUGGAACAGGAUGUUCUGCAAAAGGCUUUGCAAGCUAGUGUCCCAAGUCAGACUGAAACAAAUAAUUUGGAUACACCAGUGGCGACUGAACGACUCUGGGUGGAGAAAUAUUCUCCAAAUUCAUUCAUGGAGCUUCUCAGUGACGAGCACACCAAUCGAGAGGUUCUUUUGUGGUUGAAACAAUGGGAUUCUUCUGUUUUUGGGUCUGAACUCAAGAGUACAACUGACGAUGUGUUGUCUGCUUUAAAAAGGCAUUCCUCUGUUUCCCAACAAAAGAAAGUUCCUAGCAAGAGUUCUUUUGGGUGGAAAAAAGAGUUUAUAUCUAAUAGUGAAACUUAUGGAGAACAUAAUCACUUUGACAAAGAUAAAUAUGAUUCUCAUGGUACUCAGGAACUUCAUAACAAGAAAAGCAAGGAUUCCGGCCCACCAGAACAGAAGAUCCUUUUACUCUGUGGUGCACCAGGGCUUGGAAAAACAACACUCGCACAUGUGGCGGCCAAGCACUGUGGAUAUCGUGUGGUUGAGAUUAAUGCUAGUGAUGACCGGUCAUCCUCAUCGAUUGAAACCAAAAUUCUUGAUGUGGUUCAGAUGAACUCUGUCAUAGCUGAUUCAAGGCCCAAAUGUUUGGUGAUUGAUGAGAUUGAUGGAGCUCUUGGUGAUGGCAAAGGCGCAGUGGAUGUAAUUUUAAAGAUGGUAAAAGGGUUUACCCUGGUUAGCUUAGUAUUCCUCAAAAACAGUUUGAGACAAGUAACAUGGCUAAGUGCCAUACUAGUUCACAUAUACGACAAACCUCAGAUUACUCUCAACAUAAACUUCAUGACUUCAUCUUCUGAAUCUUCCUGGCAUAAAGCAUCAUACUGGUUCCCGACAACUAUGUCAGGUGCAGAAGUAGGAAUGGAGUCAUGA